Trichomonas vaginalis G3 is the source of this 813-nucleotide messenger RNA. RefSeq lists its product as uncharacterized. The record is from RefSeq and is a predicted model, not a curated record. Lineage: Eukaryota; Parabasalia; Trichomonadida; Trichomonadidae. The transcript has a single exon. The coding region runs from base 1 to 813 and encodes 270 amino acids.
AUGUUUUUUGCGUUUUUCCUCAUCCGCGCCUUAUCUGAAGAGGCACAAGAUGACACGGACAUGACUGUUGAAUCACAACCAGAGAAUUUUGUACCCGAGGGUGAUUAUUAUGAUAGAUACAUGCGUAAUCCUUAUGGCUAUGAUGAAUACGGCUACGACUACGAACAAGCAUACGAUGAAAAAGGCAAACCAAUCUGUGGUCCCAAUGCAGAGAAAGUCAAAGGCCAUUGCAAAUGCAAGGAUGGCUUCGAUUAUGGUAAUCCAAGAUCAGUUCAAGGCUGCUACAACUGCAAAGGCUGCUCUAACUGGGCAAGCUGCAACUAUCCAGGCGAAUGCAAAUGCUAUUAUGGCUAUGAGGGCAAUGGUUCAUUCUGCAGACAAGAAAAGGUUUCUGUUAAAGGCAUUGGCGAUCCAGUAAACGGAGUUAUCAAUGUUUCCCUCAACUUCGAUUCUGAUGGCGAAAUUGAAUCAGGCUUUUGCCGUUUUGGCGGAUUUACAAGCAAAGCUCUCUUCGCAUGCAGAGACUAUUUCACAUGCCAGCUUCCAACUGAAAUACCACCAGUCGUACCUGUACAGGUUUCUCUUGAUGGCGAGAAAUGGUCAGAUGAUUCAAUUGUUUACCAACCACGUUCCAAGGAAGAUAUCAAACACAAACCUAAAUCCAACCUUCUAAUGGUAUUAGUCUUCAUUGUUUGCAUGGCUCUUCUUUCAUUGUUGUUAUUGAACACAAAGCCAGUUCAUAAUGAAGAAAGACGUCCAUUCAUUGAACAAAGAAGACGCCCAAAAGAAGGAGUACGCCACAGGACAGUGUAA